CGGAAUCGGUCUCAGUCGGAUGUACUCUCAGCUCUCUGCCGUGAACGCGUCGCCAGGCUAAUCCGCACUCCACCUCAACCAAAGAGAUUCCGGAGCCGCCAUGAGCAAAGUUGAAGGCUUGGACACCAUCUUGGUCACGGGCGGGGCGGGCUUUGUAGGAUCCCAUACCAUUGUGGAACUCCUCAAGGCAGGAUACAAGGUCGUAGUCGUGGACUCUUGCAUCAACUCCCACCCCCCCAAGGAAGGCCAUGACCUGCCGCCCGUCCUCGAGAGGGUGCAGGAUCUCACCGGCAAGACCGUGACCUUCCACCAGCUGUCAAUCCUGGACCGCGACGCCCUCAAGGAUGUCUUUCUCAAGCACAAGGUCGACGCCGUCAUCCACUUCGCGGCUCUGAAGGCUGUUGGCGAGAGCGUGAAGCGUCCCCUCGAUUACUACCACAACAACAUUACUGGAACGGCCACGCUGCUGCGGGUCAUGGGCGAGGUCGGCGUGAAGAGGCUCGUGUUCUCCUCGUCCUCCACCGUGUACGGCCCCGCCAAGUACUUCCCGACGGACGAGGAGCAUCCGACGGGGCAGGGCGUGACCAACCCCUACGGCAGGAGCAAGUUCGUGUGCGAGGAAAUGAUGAAGGAUUUGGCCAAGGCGGAGGAGGUGAGGGAUGAGGGGGUUUCUCAGCACCUUUAUACCAUCAAUCGAGUUGUGUGGACACAGUCAGGCUCUCACUCUCACAGUCCCCGUAGCAAGAACGUCUACUUUUAUGAAAUUUAG
This is a messenger RNA of Penaeus monodon (black tiger shrimp), 769 nucleotides long. Its product is annotated as UDP-glucose 4-epimerase-like. Lineage: Eukaryota; Metazoa; Arthropoda; Malacostraca; Decapoda; Penaeidae. The record is from RefSeq and is a predicted model, not a curated record. Gene Ontology annotation, cellular component: cytosol. The transcript is spliced from 6 exons. Gene Ontology annotation, molecular function: UDP-glucose 4-epimerase activity. The coding region runs from base 101 to 769 and encodes 222 amino acids. Gene Ontology annotation, biological process: beta-D-galactose catabolic process via UDP-galactose, Leloir pathway.